CUCCCCCGUUACCGUCGGUCACCGAUCAGCGGAAUCCAGUGCGCUGCUCGUGCGGACCGAGAGAGAACCAGAGAGGGAUCGAUCCUGCGGCGCGAUGGGAACGUUCCGGAGCGCAGCGGCCGGUCUGGAUGAGGAGGAGGAGGAGGAAGAGGAGGAGGAGAGGCGCUGGGAAGUUGAGCGUCUUCCUCCACUGCUCGAGGACGAGGAGAACGUGUCUCUGGCUGAUAUUCUGUGUCUGCGGGACGGUGGGCUGUCGGAGCAGGAGUUGUGGGCGGUGUGUGUGGAGUGUGUUCGUUCUCUCCAGAGCAUCGGCCUCUCACCGCUCUUUCACACCCUCUGCGUGACGCCCGACACGCUGGCCUUCAACGCUCACGGUAAUGUGUGCUUCAUGGAGCAGCUCAACGGUGAUCCUGACGGCUGUUUCGUUCCUCCAGAGUUGGAGAAGACUGGAAGCACAUUUGAGGGUCACAUGUUCUCGUUAGGCUCCACCCUGUGGGCGGUGCUGGAUUAUGUGUCGGAGGCAGAGCUGCAGGUGGAGUUGAGUGAAGAGAGCAGGUGUUUGCUGAAGCAGAUGCAGCGAGAGAAACCUGAGGAUCGACCGCGACUCCAGGACAUUCUCUCUCAGGCGGAGGCUGUGCUCGGCGACGUCUCGCCCACAACCGUCUGCCGCAAACUGUCUGCCAUCGGCCGAAGACUCCUCUCCAUAGAGUCCGUCGCUGAUCUGCAAGAUGGAUGGGAGAAAUCCAGUUUCCAGUUUCUGGAUCACAAAGCCUGGAGAUCAAACUCCACAGAGAAUCCCGGCGGCGAUCGGAUCAUGAUCAGAAACUACUCUGCCGAUUCGUACGAUGGCGAGGAUCUGCUGCUGAGACGCAGAGGUCAGCUCUGUAAUGGCUCUCCGUGGUCUGGAAGUUCAGACAGCAGGUCUCAGAACAGUUCUCCGGUGCACAGGAGGAGUCAGGAGAGGAGGCCCGGGAGAGCCAGGAGAGCCCUGAACCGCUCCUGCUCGGUCCCGGACUCCAACAACCCUCGAGCGCUCAGCCCACCGUCCCACGCACCCAUCAGCAUGAUGAUGGCCGACCUGUCCGAGAUUACGGAGGAGGAGAGCUGGAGCGGGAGACUGCGGCAGCCCAAAGCCAGGGAGGACCAGGAAUCGACGGCUGAACCCGAUGCAUGUGAGACGGAUCAGACUGACGCUGUAGACGCUCAAAGCCCAACGGCCUCAGAAGAUGGAGAAACACAUGCAGACGCAGACCUGUGCAGAUCCAACCAUGCCAACAAAACUGUGUUGUGCCUGAAUGAGGAAUCUCACAAUCAGUGGAUCUCUUUGCGGGAGCUGCUCUCGUGCUCUGGUCAGCCGUUCUCGGUGAAUGAGCUCUGGUCUUUAUGCUACACGUGUCUCUCCACGCUACAGACAUAUAUCGACCUCCCAGACUACCUGUGUCUGGACUCUGUGUAUGUGGGCUGUGAAGGAGAGAUGCUGUUUCUGAGACCUAAAAACUCAGCCUCCUGUGAUGCAUUUUUUCUGGCUCCUGAGUUUCAAGAACAUGGAAUUGUGACGGAAAAGGCGUGUGUGUAUGGGGUAGCAGCUGUUCUCUGGGCUACAGCCAAGUUUAAUUUGUCUCCCAAUCAAAAGCUGGCCAUGCCGAGAAAACUCAAGAGACUUCUGCUUGAGAUGGCCAAAAGAACUCCAAUCGAAAGACCUUCUAUUGAAAUGGCGAAAAAGUCUUGCUGUGACUACCUCUCCCGCCAGGGAUCGAAUGCCGAGAGCGUGUGGACGCAGAUCAUCAGCCGAGUUCACCAGGCAUUCGAUGGGAAUAGAGAUACAGAGGAAUCAUCUUCUCCUGAGUGUGCUGAAAACCCAUCUGACCCACACUUGGGAGAAGUUAAGACAGUACGGUUUUCAUUGAAGGCAUUCGAUGGGAAUAGAGAUACAGAGGAAUCAUCUUCUCCUGAGUGUGCUGAAAACCCAUCUGACCCACACUUGGGAGAAGUUAAGACAGGUUUUGUCCCAUUGGCCAGCGAGGGCCGUUUGGAGCCUGUAGCUGGUCCAGUUCCUCAUCAUUACCCAGAAUCCUCCAGCAGCAUCAGGCUGCCCGAGGCCUUCACUUCUCCUGCCACACACUUCAGCCCCAUAAUACUGACUCAUCACCCGCAGUCUGAGCUGAUUGUCAGUGGACGCUCUGUUGAGGACAUCACGGAUGAAACGAUCCUGCGAGAGGCAGAUGAACAGGAAGAGAGUGCCGCUGAGGAUGAUGAGACGGCUGGUGUUUUCUCUGUCGGUUAUUCAUCAUCAUCCAGCUGUAAGACUCCUGUGAAUUCACCGCCUCCAGCGACUCCCCAAAUAACCAAUCAAGAAACAGAAGACCAGCCACACUUCCCUGCCUUCUCCUGUGCUAAUGGGAUUUGUAACAACUUCCUUCUACAGCAAGACCCCUUGACAAGAAGUCUGACCCUACUUCCUGUUCAGAUCGCCAUGCUUCAGCCAAUCACAGGCACGGAUGAGGCUUCUGAUGGCAGUGUGAGGAAUGAAAGCGUCUGUUUGACCCACAGAGACUCAGCAGUGUCUCCUGAAAGUCCAGUGACAGAUAUAGGACUUCAGCCCAACGCUGCGCCUCACUGUGUGAACCUCAGCCCGUCACGCUCGCGUCUGCAGCACAUCAUUGAGCUGCUCAGAGAACAGUUUGCUUUUAAUGGCUACCUGAAGAAUGGAGUCCAAGCUCUGGCUAUGGGAGAAUACAUCUUCUCUUUAGAAACCCUCCAGUUUGAGACCUUUUGUCGAGCGAUAACGGAGAAAUUCGGUGAUCUGUACUGGGAUCAGAAGCUGCUGUGUGACCUGCACCGUCUGAUUAACCAGCAUUCAUGCCCACGCGUCUCUGAUGAACAGUCCUCCUCAAAGGCGGUGGAAAGGGCAGCAGCAUCGCUCCAGAGCGCCAGACAGCGUUUGUCCAGCGAGGAAAAGGCUCGUCUUGACCACAGAGCAGACCUCUGGCCUUCAGAUCGACCGGAGAACCAGCUGGACAAGAUGAAGAAAGAACCGGAAUGCUGCAAAGUACAUGAGCUUAAAUACAGAGAAACAGCAGAUGGACAAAACCUAGAGGAGACGUGCUGGAGACGAGACACACAGGAAGUGACAUCAGAGGAUGACAACAAAGAGCUGAUGGAUCUGAUGGCUCCAGAUGGUGGCGCUGCAGAGUGUGUUUGUGCAGCUGAAGCGCGGCUCACUCCCGACACAGAUGACUGUGACUCUGUGAUGUCUGAGCGGACGCUCUCAGUCUGCAGCGGCCCUCAGCGGGCCCGGUGCGGCUCCUGGGCUCUGGCUCUGUACGGGGACGACUGCUUCGGUCCGGAUGUGCUGGAGUACACACAGAAACUCAGCAGUCACAGCCAAUCGCCCACGCUGGAGGACAAAUCACAGGAGCUUCACCAGCAGCUGAUUAUUGAGAGCAGAAAUCUGAAAAAGACCAGUACUUUCUACCACAAGCUGAUUCAGCAAGAGAGGAAAAAUAAAGACACAAAGGUGAUGGUGUCUAAAGUCAAGCUGGAGUUGGACGAGCUCAGAGAAAAAGUUGAGUUUCUGCAGUCUGUCAAGAAAUAUCUCCAGGUGCUGUCUGUGGAUCAGUGGGGUUCGGCGCUCUCUCUGCUGCCUUCUCUGGCUGCGUGUGGAGCUGCGCCUCUGGACGAUCCUGCACUUCUGCACGUUCUGUGUGAGCAGCGCCGGGGCAAAGGCUGCCCGCUAGUGACCGCCACCGCCAGAGGCCUCAUGGCCUACCUGUACGCCAGGAACGCUCACUGCGAGGGGUUUAUUCAGCAGUUUUUCUACACGUAUCUCUACUUCUGCACCUCGGAGGAGCUUCUGCGGUUUCUAAUGGACACAUUUAACAGCACACUGGGGUACGAAGUGGCACCUGUGGACAGUCGAGGAGAGCGCUUGCUGGCGGCGCUCCAGGCCUCACCCAGGAGGAGGUGCGUCUGUGGCCCGUCAUGUGUGUUUGACGCCUCCAUCAGCGGCCCAGAUGACGAGGAGAAGCUCUCAGUGAACUCCUCAUGCAGGAGACCAUCCAUCCAAGAUGCUGCUCCAAAGGGUUUCCAGUGGCGUGUGGUGGAGCCUCAGACGCUCCAGAGUAAAGAGAAAGUCUUCUCCAUCGCUGCGGCUCUUCCUCGGCCGUGUUACGCCUCUCUGAUGAGUCUGAGAUCAGACGAGAGACGUCCCUUCAGUCAGAGCGAGCACACGCCGCUGCACAUCGCUCAGCAGCUCACCUUACUGGAGCAGGAAAUAUUUCAGGACUGUCAUCCGGUUCACUUCCAGAACUCAAGAGCUCACGGAGUGACAGAAAGCUCUGGAAACAUUUCCAGGUGUGCGUCUCCAGCCUCCUCGCCUCUAGAGGGCAGCAGUCUGUUGCUCAGGGACGUGUCGGGGCCCCGGGGCCCGCUGCAGAAGCUCCUCACACACGCAGACUGUGUCGCUGACUGGGUUUCUGCUGAACUCGUCAUCUGUGACUCGGCCAAGGCACAGACGGCUUUACUCGCUCGCUUUCUCGCCGUUGGCAAGUUCUGCUACGAGACGAGAAACUUCGCCACAGCCAUGCAGAUUCUGUCGGGGCUGGAGAACGUGAUCGUGAGGCAAUUACCGGCGUGGAAGCAGCUCUCGCUGAAGGUGUGCGAGGCUCUGGAGGAGCUCAGGGCUGUUCAGGUGUUUCUGAAGAGUGAUAGUCUGUGUCUGAUGGAGGGAGAGAAGGGCAGACGGCUGCCGACUCUCCCAGACGCUCACAUCUUGGCCAUGCACGUCCAGCAGCUGGAGAUCGGAGCGUUUACCAUGACCAGCGGAGCGUACAAGUGGCCCAAACUGAGGAACAUUGCGCGUGUGGUCAGUCAGGUCCACGCCUUUCAGGAGCGUCUCUAUUCCUACCCUCCCGACCUUGAGCUGCAGUCGUACCUGCGUGGGAGAAUCGCACGCUUCGGCAGGUGUGACAUCCCGCUCCUCGCCUCCGACAACCACAUCAACUUCAGCCAGACUCCCGCUGCUCGCCGGAUCCACGACACGCUGCGCCGCGUCAAAGCGUCUUUCCAGUGACCGGCACAGAUGUGCAAAGAGCCAGAACUACGGUGACCAAGAGAGCUCAGUGCGCUGCAACUUAAGAAAAAACAU
Sinocyclocheilus grahami is the source of this 5146-nucleotide messenger RNA. Its product is annotated as protein very KIND. Gene Ontology annotation, biological process: small GTPase-mediated signal transduction; regulation of dendrite morphogenesis. Gene Ontology annotation, molecular function: guanyl-nucleotide exchange factor activity. Bases 95 to 5071 code for a protein of 1658 amino acids. The record is from RefSeq and is a predicted model, not a curated record. NCBI's taxonomy places the organism in Eukaryota, Metazoa, Chordata, Actinopteri, Cypriniformes, Cyprinidae. Gene Ontology annotation, cellular component: neuronal cell body; dendrite; guanyl-nucleotide exchange factor complex. The transcript is spliced from 30 exons.